Messenger RNA from Colletotrichum siamense, 513 nucleotides. RefSeq lists its product as uncharacterized. Bases 1 to 513 code for a protein of 170 amino acids. The transcript is spliced from 2 exons. NCBI's taxonomy places the organism in Eukaryota, Fungi, Ascomycota, Sordariomycetes, Glomerellales, Glomerellaceae. The record is from RefSeq and is a predicted model, not a curated record.
AUGUCACGCCCGCGGAUGGCCCUUCGUCUCAUAGAUCCGGCAUCCUCGUCACUCUCCAUCACAGAUGCCAUUCUGGAUGUCAAUGAUUCACUCAUCCAGCUUCGCCUCAAGACUGCUAUAAAUUGUCGUCAUCGGCUGCUUCUGUCGCAAACAUGCCAACAGCAUCACACAAAAGCACCUUCUCCCGCUACACAGUUCAAUCCUUCAGUUAACCUCAUCACCUCAUCAUCAGUCACCGUGGCUUCCCAACACUCCUCCGAAGAGGAGCCAGAGUACCUCCCGUACCCCGCAACCAAGUUGAUCAUCGGCCAGUACUACAUCUGCUCGCGCAAUCCUCCGCACUGGGGCUGGCUCAUCGUCGGGACCUUCUACGACCCGGACAACAACCCCGUCUGGAGCACCGAAAUCUUUGCCUUUCAGCGCGACACGCGCGGCGAUCAGACAGAUUUGCAAUCAGUCUCCUCGUCUGACUCGGCUUACACCCUCCAGGCUCAUCCGCAGAACAAGAGUUGA